UGCCUGAAAUUUAUAUUGUAUGUCUUACCUUUAUUACAGCAUUACUUGCGGCGUGUGCGAAUGAUGACGACUGUACCGCUAACGAGGCUAACUCAGUAUGUGAUCUGGUAACAGACACGGAUGGUAUGGCAGAUGGUGAAUGUGUAUGUGCAGCUGCAUUCAAGGGUGAUGGAGGCACUGGCUGUACUGCAAAAGUUUUGAAUGAUGCAUGUGGAGCAACUUCCGAAUGUGCAGCCGUCACGAAUGCAGUUUGUAACACGAACUGUGUGUGUGAGGGACAAUACAAAACGUCAGGAGCUACUUGUGUUGCUAAAGUUUUGAAUGAUGCAUGUGGAGCAACUUCCGAAUGUGCAGCCGUCACGAAUGCAGUUUGUAACACGAACUGUGUGUGUGAGGGACAAUACAAAACGUCAGGAGCUACUUGUGUUGCUAAAGUUUUGAGUGAUGCAUGUGGAGCAACUUCCGAAUGUGCAGGCGUCACGAAUGCAGUUUGUAACACGAACUGUGUCUGCGAGGGGCAAUAUAAAACAUCAGGAUCUACUUGUGUUGCUAAAGGUCUUGGAGACACGUGUGGCGCUAAUUCGGACUGUUCCGGUGUUAGUAACUCUGAAUGUAGUACAAAUUGUGUGUGUAGCUCAGGUUAUACACAGAGCGGUUCUACUUGUAGCACUGGAAGUCGUGGUAUGUCGAAUUUACCAUUAUCGGUAUCAUUAUUUGUUAGUGCGUUUGCUAUUACCAUUUUCAAGAAAAUGUGUUAGACAUGUGGUGACAAUUCGCUGAGACAUAUAAUUAUAAGAGGACAAGACAAGUCGUGUAGGAUUGCUUAUCAAUGAUAACUUCACAGUUUAAGAUAAGACACACCUUGCACGGGAAACAGAUGAUGACGACUAUCUUGAAAGUGUAGGAUUGAUUAUCAAUGAUAACUUUACAGUUGUAGAUAACAAUACAUCUUACACGGGAAACUAGUGAUAGUGACUAUCUGUCGUGUAGGAUUAAUUAUCAAUGAUAACUUUAAAGUUUAAGAUAAAACACAUCUUGCACGGGGAACAGAUGAUGGCGUUUGUCUGGAACAUGUAGGACUGAUUAUCAAUGAUAACUUUAAAGUUUAUGAUAAAACACAUCUUGCACGUGAAACAGAUGAUAGCGUCUGUCUGGAACAUGUAGGACUGAUUAUCAAUGAUAACUUUAAAGUUUAUGAUAAAACACAUCUUGCACGUGAAACAGAUGAUAGCGUCUGUCUGGAACGUGUAGGACUGAUUAUCAAUGAUAACUUUAAAGUUUAAGAUAAAACAUAUCUUGCACGUGAAACAGAUAAUGACAUUUAUCUGUUGAACAAACUAUGACUAGAAUGAUUAUUAAAUUAUGUUACAAUAAUCGACGACUUACUGGUUAUCCACAGUGCUUUCUUGUUGACAGCAAUUGUCACUUUGACUUGGGGUUUAAAAUAUCAUCUACUUGUUUGGAAUGAUGGUGCAGAUGUCUGACUAUCUAUCCACUAUUUUAUAUGUCUAUGACGCGAAAUUUGUUAUUAUUCAUAACUUUCAUUUACAUGUUCAUUUUGCUUUAUAUCUUUGUAAAACAUGUUAAAUAUUCCAUUUUUUAUCAAUUAUUCAUAUUGAUAUGUCUUUUAACAUAACCUUUUAUCAUUACAUGUAUUAUAUCAUUGAAAGUAAUCUAUUGAAAUACGUCAUUUAACUUAAUCCUUUUUACAUAGCAUUAAACUUGAUAUAAUUUAAAAAAAGAUACAAAUGCAGCUUAAUCACAAUUUUCUUGAACUUCUGAUAGCUUGUUUCUAUAACUUACUAUAUUAUCAUGACAUAACGCUUUCUGUUAUGUCAUGUAAUACAUUUGUUGAUGUUACCAGACCUAUUAAUCACGCCACUUUGUUGCGUGAAAAAUUAUCAACAGAAACAAAAAAAUCAACAUUAUCACGUAGACUGCAUGUAUGUACACAUUCAAAUCACGCAUAUUUUGCAAUACCUGAUUAAAAUACUGCAAUAAACUGAAUAAAAUUUUGUUUAUCAUGAUUUCCAGGAAUAAAAGGAGUUAAAAACUG
Ruditapes philippinarum (Manila clam) is the source of this 2056-nucleotide messenger RNA. RefSeq names its product stabilin-2-like. The record is from RefSeq and is a predicted model, not a curated record. The annotation marks the transcript as partial. The transcript has 7 exons. Lineage: Eukaryota; Metazoa; Mollusca; Bivalvia; Venerida; Veneridae.